Molecule: messenger RNA, 2715 nt
Organism: Theobroma umbraticum
Lineage: Eukaryota; Viridiplantae; Streptophyta; Magnoliopsida; Malvales; Malvaceae
Product: cell division cycle protein 48 homolog
Biological process (GO): retrograde protein transport, ER to cytosol; autophagosome maturation; mitotic spindle disassembly
Cellular component (GO): nucleus; cytosol; VCP-NPL4-UFD1 AAA ATPase complex
Molecular function (GO): polyubiquitin modification-dependent protein binding; ATP hydrolysis activity; ATP binding
Source: RefSeq, a predicted model, not a curated record
UUCUUGUCCAACAAGAUAAAUAAAUAAAGAGAUGAAAGACUAUAAAUAUCAAUUGAAGCCUUUUACCAAUAAUUUCUUUUGAUUAAUCCGUUUGAAUUUUUUUCCCUUUCUGUUCUCUGGUUUCCUUCUCUCUAUCUCGGUUUACCAAUUAUGAGUCACUCUGCUGGAUCUUCCGACUCGAAAUCGGGGAAAAAAGACUUUUCAACUGCGAUCUUGGAAAGAAAAAAGUCGCCAAAUCGAUUGAUCGUUGACGAAACGGUCAACGAUGAUAAUUCCGUUGUUUCUAUGCACCCAGACACAAUGGAGAAGUUGCAGCUCUUUCGCGGUGAUACUAUUCUCAUCAAGGGAAAGAAGCGAAAGGAUACAAUCUGCAUUGCUCUUGCUGAUGAAACAUGUGAGACGGCGAAGAUUAGGAUGAACAAAGUUGUUCGGUCAAAUCUGAGGGUUCGACUUGGAGAUGUUGUGUCUGUGCACCAGUGCCCUGAUGUGAAGUAUGGGAAGCGUGUUCACAUUCUUCCCAUUGAUGAUACCAUCGAAGGUGUUACUGGGAAUCUGUUUGAUGCUUACUUGAAGCCUUAUUUCUUGGAGGCUUAUCGUCCUGUGAGGAAAGGAGAUUUAUUCCUUGUUAGAGGAGGGAUGAGGAGUGUUGAGUUCAAGGUCAUUGAGACUGACCCAGCGGAGUAUUGUGUAGUUGCCCCAGAUACUGAGAUUUUCUGUGAGGGGGAACCUGUGAGGAGGGAAGAUGAGGAUAGGUUGGAUGAAGUUGGUUAUGAUGAUGUAGGUGGUGUUAGGAAGCAGAUGGCUCAAAUUCGUGAGUUGGUGGAAUUGCCACUAAGGCAUCCUCAACUUUUCAAAUCAAUCGGUGUUAAACCACCCAAAGGAAUUUUGCUUUACGGACCACCGGGUUCUGGUAAGACAUUAAUAGCCAGAGCUGUUGCUAAUGAAACUGGUGCUUUCUUCUUCUGUAUUAAUGGACCAGAGAUUAUGUCUAAACUGGCUGGAGAGAGUGAAAGCAAUCUUAGGAAGGCUUUUGAAGAAGCUGAGAAGAAUGCUCCAUCUAUCAUAUUUAUUGAUGAGAUUGAUUCAAUAGCUCCUAAGCGUGAGAAGACGCAUGGUGAAGUUGAGAGAAGGAUUGUUUCACAGCUUUUGACUCUCAUGGAUGGACUGAAAUCAAGGGCUCAUGUGAUUGUUAUUGGGGCUACUAAUCGUCCAAAUAGUAUUGAUCCAGCUUUGAGAAGGUUCGGGAGGUUCGAUAGGGAGAUAGACAUUGGGGUGCCGGAUGAAAUUGGUCGCCUUGAAGUCCUUCGCAUCCAUACCAAGAACAUGAAGCUUUCUGAUGAUGUUGAUCUAGAAAGGAUUUCAAAAGACACUCAUGGUUAUGUUGGUGCUGACCUUGCUGCUUUAUGCACUGAAGCUGCACUGCAGUGCAUCAGAGAGAAGAUGGAUGUCAUUGACUUGGAGGAUGAGUCUAUUGAUGCAGAGAUACUUAAUUCAAUGGCAGUUACAAAUGAGCACUUCCAAACUGCCCUUGGAACUAGCAAUCCAUCUGCUCUGCGUGAAACAGUGGUUGAAGUGCCUAAUGUCAGCUGGGAGGAUAUUGGAGGCCUUGAGAAUGUUAAGCGAGAACUUCAAGAGACUGUUCAAUAUCCUGUGGAGCACCCAGAGAAGUUCGAGAAAUUUGGCAUGUCACCUUCUAAGGGGGUCCUUUUCUAUGGUCCUCCUGGAUGUGGCAAAACUCUCCUUGCUAAGGCUAUUGCAAAUGAGUGCCAAGCAAACUUCAUCAGCGUCAAAGGCCCUGAACUGCUCACCAUGUGGUUUGGUGAGAGUGAAGCCAAUGUUAGAGAAAUAUUUGACAAGGCCCGGCAGUCUGCACCUUGUGUCCUUUUCUUUGAUGAGCUUGAUUCCAUUGCUACACAGAGAGGAAGCAGUGUUGGGGAUGCGGGUGGAGCAGCUGAUAGGGUUCUAAACCAACUUCUAACUGAAAUGGAUGGCAUGUCAGCUAAAAAGACUGUUUUUAUCAUUGGGGCCACCAACAGACCUGACAUUAUUGACCCGGCACUUUUGAGGCCUGGCCGGCUUGAUCAGUUAAUUUAUAUUCCUCUACCGGAUGAGGAAUCCCGUCAUCAGAUCUUCAAGGCCUGUUUGAGAAAAUCACCCAUCUCUAAAGAUGUUGAUUUGAGGGCACUGGCUAGGUAUACCCAAGGUUUUAGUGGUGCUGAUAUUACUGAGAUUUGCCAGCGAGCAUGCAAGUAUGCCAUCAGAGAGAACAUUGAAAAGGACAUAGAGAGGGAAAGGAGGAGGAGUGAGAAUCCUGAAGCAAUGGAUGAGGACGUUGAAGAAGAUGUUGCAGAGAUUAAGGCUGCACACUUUGAAGAGUCCAUGAAGUUUGCUCGUCGGAGCGUCAGCGAUGCCGACAUUCGCAAAUAUCAGGCAUUCGCCCAGACUCUGCAGCAGUCUAGGGGUUUUGGAUCUGAAUUUAGAUUUUCAGAGACCGGAACGGCAGCUGCACCAUCUGACCCUUUUUCAACUUCUGCAGCUGGGGCAGACGAGGAAGAUUUGUAUAGCUAGGUUAUGUAGGUUUAGCAACUGAAUUUUCAUAUCUGGUUAUUGCUUUUUUUAUUUUGGAUUUGGACACGUUAAGCCAGAAUCUAGUCAUACUUUUUAAUGUUUUUCAUGGAUAAUUACUUCAAACUUAAAAAGUCUUUUCUCUUUUAA